This is a messenger RNA of Quercus robur (English oak), 3430 nucleotides long. RefSeq names its product cell division control protein 48 homolog B. NCBI's taxonomy places the organism in Eukaryota, Viridiplantae, Streptophyta, Magnoliopsida, Fagales, Fagaceae. Gene Ontology annotation, molecular function: ATP hydrolysis activity; ATP binding. The coding region runs from base 423 to 3389 and encodes 988 amino acids. The transcript is spliced from 21 exons. The record is from RefSeq and is a predicted model, not a curated record.
UUAAAACAAUUUUAUUAGUUUCCAUAGUUGCUAAACUAUUUAGUAAACUAACGUAUCAAGGGUAAGAGACUUGAUUUCAAUGAAAAUUCACCGGGAAGUUGAGUUUUAAACCCUGAGUUCCACAAACGAAAACCAAUAAGCCUCAGUCUCUUCUUCUUCUUCUUCCUCUUCUCCCUCUGAAAAAAAUUCCACGACAACCAAAGAAAUAACAAAAACACAAACAAGAGAUCAAAGCAGAAACCACAUGAAGCAAGAGAUCAACCACGAACCCAGCGGCGAACCCAGUUGGUGAACCCACGAACCAGGCGGCGAAACCCACGAACCUGUGUAAUCCUCAGGCGAAGGUCGUUUUCCCUCUGUUUCACUCUUUUUUAUUUGUGCAGAGCACACACAACACACACUGUGGGUCUCUGUCGAAUCAAAUGGAAAGCGAAGGCAGCAACAUCAGCAACGACAACAAGGAAAACAAGCAGUGGAGAGCAGAAGAAGCGAUAGCAGGAAACGCUGAAGCCCUUCAGGCACUCAGAGAGCUCAUCACUUUUCCUCUCUAUUACUCUUCACAAGCUAAAAAACUCGGUCUUAAAUGGCCCAAAGGUUUGCUUCUCUAUGGUCCACCAGGCACUGGAAAGACAAGUUUGGUACGGGCAGUUGUUCAAGAAUGUGGUGCACAUUUAAUCAUUAUCAGUCCACACUCUGUUCAUAGAGCACAUGCUGGAGAAAGUGAGAAAGUUUUGCGGGAGGCAUUUUCAGAGGCAUCAUCCCAUGCAAUGUUGGGCAAGCCAUCAGUUAUCUUUAUCGAUGAAAUCGAUGCACUCUGUCCUCGUCGUGAUUUUAGAAGGGAGCAAGAUGUUCGUGUAGCCUCUCAACUCUUUACACUAAUGGACUCCAGUAAACCUUCCUCAAAUUCGGCACCACAAGUUAUCGUAGUUGCCUCCACUAACAGAGUGGAUGCAAUUGAUCCUGCACUAAGAAGAUCAGGGCGCUUUGAUGCUGAAGUUGAAGUUACUACACCUACUGAGGAGGAACGCCUUCAAAUUCUCAAGCUCUACACAAAGAAGGUUCCUUUAGAUCCCAAUGUUGACUUAAGGACCUUAGCUGCAUCUUGCAAUGGCUAUGUUGGGGCUGACUUGGAAGCUUUAUGUCGUGAGGCUACCAUAUUUGCGGUCAAAAGGUCUUCUGAUGCAAAUGAAGAUGCCAGUGUGCUCAGCUUAACAAUUGAAGACUGGGAACAUGCAAAAACCAUAGUUGGGCCCAGCAUAACAAGAGGUGUUACUGUGGAAAUCCCAAAGGUGACUUGGGAAGAUAUUGGAGGACUAAAAGAUUUGAAGAAAAAGCUCCGGCAAGCUGUUGAGUGGCCUAUUAAACAUUCUGCUGCAUUUUCAAGGCUGGGAGUAUCUCCUGUACGAGGAAUUCUUCUCCAUGGGCCUCCAGGAUGCUCAAAAACGACCCUUGCUAAAGCUGCAGCUCAUGCCGCCCAAGCUUCUUUUUUUUCCCUGAGUGGUGCAGAAUUGUAUUCGAUGUAUGUUGGAGAGGGAGAAGCUUUGUUGCGGAACACAUUUCAGAGAGCUCGCCUUGCAGCACCAAGCAUAAUAUUCUUUGAUGAGGCUGACGUUGUUGCUGCUAAACGGGAAUUCUUGUUUUGGCUGCUACAAAUCGUCCUCACGCAAUUGAUGCUGCACUUAUGUGCCCUGGACGCUUUGAUCUGGGAAAGGAACACUGGCAUAUGGGAUGAGGUGUCUGUAUCAAUAACUAAGACAAGUUUGGUACGGGCAGUUGUUCAGGAAUGUGGUGCACAUUUAAUCAUUAUCAGUCCACACUCUGUUCAUAGAGCACAUGCUGGAGAAAGUGAGAAAGCUUUGCGGGAAGCAUUUUCAGAGGCAUCAUCCCAUGCAAUGUUGGGCAAGCCAUCAGUUAUCUUUGUCGAUGAAAUAGAUGCACUCUGUCCUCGUCGUGAUUUUAGAAGGGAGCAAGAUGUUCGUGUAGCCUCUCAAUUCUUUACACUAAUGGACUCCAGUAAACCUUCCUCAAAUUCUGCACCACAAGUUGUCGUAGUUGCCUCCACUAACAGAGUGGAUGCAAUUGAUCCUGCACUUAGAAGAUCAGGGCGCUUUGAUGCUGACGUUGAAGUUACUACACCUACUGAGGAGGAACGCCUUCAAAUUCUCAAGCUCUACACAAAGAAGGUUCCUUUAGAUCCCAAUGUUGAUUUAAGCACCAUAGCUGCAUCUUGCAAUGGCUAUGUUGGGGCUGACUUGGAAGCUUUAUGUCGUGAGGCUACCAUAUUUGCGGUCAAAAGGUCUUCUGAUGCAAAUGAAGAUGCCAGUGUGCUCAGCUUAACAAUUGAAGACUGGGAACAUGCAAAAACCAUAGCUGGGCCCAGCAUAAAAAGAGGUGUUACUGUGGAAAUCCCAAAGGUGACUCGGGAAGAUAUUGGAGGACUAAAAGAUUUGAAGAAAAAGCUCCGGCAAGCUGUUGAGUGGCCUAUUAAACAUUCUGCUGCAUUUUCAAGGCUGGGAAUAUCUCCUAUACGAGGAAUUCUUCUCCAUGGGCCUCCAGGAUGCUCAAAAACAACCCUUGCUAAAGCUGCAGCUCAUGCCGCCCAAGCUUCUUUUUUUUCCCUGAGUGGUGCAGAAUUGUAUUCGAUGUAUGUUGGAGAGGGAGAAGCUUUGUUGCGGGACACAUUUCAGAGAGCUCGCCUUGCAGCACCAAGCAUAAUAUUCUUUGAUGAGGCAGACGUUGUGGCUGCUAAAGGAGGUGGAAGUUCAAGCAGCAACAUUACAGUUGGAGAGAGGCUUCUAUCUACUUUACUAACUGAAAUGGAUGGUUUAGAAGAGGCUAAAGGAAUUCUUGUUUUGGCUGCUACAAAUCGUCCUCACGCAAUUGAUGCUGCACUUAUGCGCCCUGGACGCUUUGAUCUGGUUCUAUAUGUACCAGUACCCGAUCUAGAAGGUCGGUACGAGAUACUUCGUGUACAUACACGUAGUAUGAAAAUAGGACCGGAUGUUGAUCUCAGAAGAAUAGCAGGAGAUACCGAAGUUUUCACAGGAGCUGAACUGGAGGGUCUGUGUAGGGAAGCUGGAAUUGUUGCUUUGAGGGAAGACAUUACUGCUACUGUUGUGUGUGAUCGGCAUUUCCAGAUUGUUAAGGAUUCUUUGAAGCCCGCAUUAACAAGGGCAGAAAUUGAUUCCUAUGCAUUGUUUAUGAAAAACCCUUCUGUGAAACGCUAUAGUGAGUUUGUAUCUAGUAUCAAGAAUGAUAGCAAGCACAAAAAAGAAACAUUGGGUCCAUUAUUUACUCUAAAAGUUGGUGUUGUAAGCUUUAUCUUACUUGCUGCUAAAUAUUUUCUCACUAGUACAGAUCAAACCCUACUUGGACUAGCUACUACCUGAAGAAUUUGCUGGAGAUGUAUGCUAUUUUUUUGUUAUAAUUA